ACAAACAUUUCAGCGUGUGUGACUUGCAAAUGCAAGACCGUGCAGCAGUGUUAUUAAAAUCAAUCAGAAUAGAAAAAAUAAGAUACCUCUGUAAAAAUGUUUAUCAAAUCAACUGCUUCUUCAAGUGAUUGGAGUGGGUUCACUCUCAUUUUGCCAGCAGUAUCUGCAGGUAAUGUUGGCCAGUUAUCUUCAGAUCUACUGAUCUCUACACUAGACUUGACCAAGGCAGGCUACCUCCAUGAUGCAAGCAUCCUGCCUCUGUGUGGUAAUGAUCCCUUCGGGAGAUCAGGAAGGACUGAAGCUUCUCUAGUAACCAGUGCAGAAGUGUAUGAGUCCAAAGAGAGGAAGCUAGUUGUGGUUCAACAGCGAACACCGUUGGUCAAGGGUGCACAAGCUGACUUCAGAAAGAAGCUUCUUCUAUGGAUCAAAGACUCAAAAUUUUCCCGAGUCAUCUUAUUGAGUAGUAGCCAUUCACAUGAGAGAACUGACUCACAGCUGACUGGGAGUCAGUUUAGAUACUUGACCACCCCCAUGUUGGAAGGAGAACUUGGUACAGUCCUGUCAGAUCAACUACAAUGGAAGAGACUAGAGAAGAGACAAAACCAGUGGGCUCCACCAUUGGCUAAUGAAGAGGGGAGGCCAGAAUGUGCGAGGGGUAUUUAUAUCCCCGGAGGCGGAGUCGCAAAGCGACUCUUUGAUGAUUGUUGUCUUCAAGAUGUUCCCUUGGCCAUCUUGAUGUUAUUCUGCUCCGAGGGUGACAACAUUCCAGAUGCUUUAACGAUGGUUACCCAUCUCAACCAGUGGCUUAAAUUAGUACAGGAACCUGAGAGUAGUCAAACACCGGUCCGCAGUCCAUGGAGGAUACCAAGCUCUUGGAAUAUGCUAUACGGCCAACACUUUGACCCAUCCAUCUAUUAAGAACUGAAGGAUACUCUGUGGAACUUGUUGAUACUUCAAAGAAGUUAUAGCAUACAAUGUGUACAUUAGGUGGUAAAAAGUUUGAACAUGUCCAUUUGUUAGGAUAGGAACUAAAGACUUGGGAACCAAGUUCUAAUUGGAGGAUGUCACAGCUUUAAUUCUAUGUUAUAUUGUAUGGUGAACAGUUUGACACAUCCAUCUGUGAGAAACUGAAGAAUAACCAUAAACCGGAUGAUAUUGCAAGAAAGUAAUGGCAACAGUUAAAGGUGGUCAAUAAGAAUGGGUUCACCAAAUUGGAACUGAAGAACACAAAGGAAUUAUUCCACUUGAAGUUCAUGCUCUAUAGUCUGACCUAUCACUGUACCAGACACCAGAUAAUAGAGAGGUUUUGCAACGUACGGAUACACAUACAGAUACCGAUCUGUCGACACUUUGUGUGUUCACGUGACGCGUACCCGCGACUACCGUAUUUUGCAUACACAUUACCAACUGAUACGGGAGCUCAUACACGUCGUAGAAAAACGGAUACUGUUUUGCAGACGUUUAGCUGUAUUUUUGUCCCAGAUCAAAAACAUUUCCCACAGAAUUAUUUUCACUGGUAUCGUGCUUGCUAUAGACAGAAAAUUGUUAGUCAUUUGCAAGCAAAAUGAUGAGAAAAUGCAGCGUAUAAAAUACGGGUCUCGAUUGGUCAUGUUUGUCAGAAAAACACUCAUGAUUAAUGCGAGCGCACUCAAGUGAAACAUAUACCUAUAGUUUGCGAUACAAAAU
Messenger RNA from Asterias rubens (European starfish), 1686 nucleotides. RefSeq names its product proteasome assembly chaperone 2-like. The record is from RefSeq and is a predicted model, not a curated record. Gene Ontology annotation, cellular component: nucleus; cytosol. Gene Ontology annotation, biological process: proteasome assembly. Lineage: Eukaryota; Metazoa; Echinodermata; Asteroidea; Forcipulatida; Asteriidae. The transcript has 7 exons. Bases 97 to 918 code for a protein of 273 amino acids.